CGUGAACAUGAAGCUACCUUGACGCAGACGAAACCUAGACGCUGCGUAAGUUCCAGUGAAGGGAUGAAGUAUUAUUUAUAACUCCCACCCGGCCCCCGCUGCCCAGAGGGCUUGCUUGCGGAGGCGACGACCGGAGGAGGAGGAGGAGAAGGAGGGUGGGCAGGCUGGCGGGCGGGAGAGUGGAGACCAUGGACCUGAGCGAGAGGAGGCCCAACAAGUGGUGGACCGAGACGGACACCUUCACCAUGCUGGCCCUCAUCGAGGAGCUGGACCUCGUGCGCGAGCUGGACAAGAAGCGCCAGCGCAACGACUCGCACUUCCGCCGCCUGCGCCACAGCCUGGCCAAGCGCAACAUCCACUUCACCGUCAACCAGAUCCGCAACCGCUGGAAGAGCCUCAAGCACAAGUACCGCAAGAUCAAGACGGCCGGCUACCGCAGCGCCGCCGCCAGGCUCUCGGCCAUCGAGUCCUUCCGCUACUUCAAGAAGCUGGACCGCAUGCUGGCCAGGAGGCCCAAGGGGCCCGGCCAGCUGGACGGAGUGGGGGAUGGAAAUCUGGUGGUGCUGUCUACGUCCGAGCUGGAGGAUCACACCGACAGUGAUGUUCCUCACCCCUGCUCUGCAGUCGCCUGGGAAAACUUUACCAGCAGGAUGGAGGGGGACAGUGAGGAUAGCAAGGAGCAUCGGGGAGAGCCCACGGACUUUGCCCCUGCCCCCUGGGACACGGGAGAGGAGGUGGUGACCUUGGGGCUGUCGGGGGAGUACCUGUAUCCAGUGAAAACCGAACCACACUCACUGCCUUCUGCGCAUAGCCGAGAUCCCACCGGAGAUCCUACCUGUCCCAGAGCCUCUCCGGGGACCUGUGAGGACAUCAGCACUCUGAUUCUGCAGCAGCUCACCAUUCUCAACCACCGGCUGGGGGAGCAGCUGGCUGAGCAGAGGGCCUUUCACUGCAGCAUGCUGGGGCUGAUGGACCGCCAGAUCGAGGUCCUGCAGCAGCUCUCCAACGCCACCCGGCCCUCCGCCAAGGAGGGAGAGAGGGAGAGGGACUCCUCCACCAGCCAGCAGGUCCACGACGCCCUGGUGCACAUCCUGCGGGGCGUGGAGCAGGCCCGGGCCCAGGGCCUGGUGCCCAGCCCCUCCAAAACCCCAGAGCCCGAGUCCGCCCUCCCCUCCUGGACGGUCUCGCUCCUCGAGGUGCACCAGGGCUUGCCCCCCGCCAGCGAGAACUCGGCCGGCGCCGCGGCUCCAGCGCCGCAGCCCCAGCACGAGGGCCGGCCAGACCCGCCUGGGGCCCCCCUCCCCGAGCAGCCGCCACCUUCCCCCCGCCGCGGGGUGCUGCUUAAGGGGCUCUCCAUCAGCUGCCAGAACAAGUGAGCCGGAGGCCAGAGCCGGCCAGCCACACUGGGAAUUCCAAGAAGCAACGCGGAGAAGAAGAAAAGCUUUCAAUUGGGAAAGGGGAGAAAAUUGAUGCUUUUUUCGAUUGUUGGGGAUCAUAACGUUAGUAUCCAGAAAUUCCUGGCCAACCUCUGUUCGUUAGUCAUUCAGAAGGCUUCUCCUACUGUGGCUGCUGCCAGGCUUGGCUCGUAGGGCACUCCGAGUUUGACCUUUCCCAUUCACCACCAGCACACCACAGCACGCUAUGCUGACUUCAGUAUCCACCUCUGCAGGAUGUGAUCUUCACUGGUGCUCCUGAGAGCUGGCAGACCUAGGGGGGUGUCACAGUUCUUGGCCUUUUGCCACUGAACAGCCUGUAAGGAAGGACCACAUUUAACAUGUUUUUUGUACGCUUCAUCAGAACCGCAGAAUCAGAUAGUUCCUUCCUAGUUUUUGCUUUUGAAAAUGGAGUAGAAGGGGUCUGAGACGUCAAAGAACUAAAUCACUAUGGCACAGGGGGACCCAAACUCUUCAGAAAGAUAUACAGAUAUGUCUCUUUGACUGAGAGAGUGUUGUUUUGGGCAAGAAAGAAUCUGCAGACUCCUACUGAGCACCAGCACACAGACUCCCUCAGAGCCUAAUGGAUUGUGCACACUGUAAGUAACUCUACAGUGAAGUAACUGUCUUUCCAAUCAACCCAAGCCAACAGCAGGCUGAGAGGAGGCUGUUUGUGUUAAUGAUGGAAACACACACUCCUCUACCAACCAGGGAACACUGAACUCGAGUCGGCUGCUUCGCAGGUCAAGUCUGUCAUUCUGUUUAACCCGGAUUGGAUCUCUUCAGGACAUAUAUAGCAUGGCUCAACGGCGCUGCCUUGCAGAACGGAGUUGAAUUUUGUUCGCAGCACAAGACCAGGGCUCAUUGCACUCGGCCCAGCCCAGUGGAAUCCUGUCUGGCCGUGCGACUUCUAAGCUUGAAUCCCAGAGCAAGCCGAGCUAAUUCACCAUGUUGGGAAACCUGUUUGACCAGCUUUACAGCUAAUAGUUUUUCCACUUGUUUGUGUUUUUUGCGCAACAAAGAUGUUCAAGUGUUUCUUGCUCAUUUUCAGUCAUUAUGCUGAUAUUUAGUUAUGUUUUCUGCUGUAGGGGUACCGUGGACAAUACUCUGCUUUCAGCCACAGGACUGAAUUUUCUAUAGUCAUGAAAGGAAGUAACAUCCUUAGAUCCUUCCAGUGAGUGUCUUUGGCAUUUCAAGAAUUUCAGCACAUAGUAUCAAAAGCAAAAAACAUGGAUAUUCUGUGAGCAAAGGAGAAUGGAAUAUUAAUUUAAUUUGUGAUGAGUUGCACCUUCCAAUUUUUUUAAUUAAAAGCAUAAGUAGC
Molecule: messenger RNA, 2754 nt
Organism: Lepisosteus oculatus (spotted gar)
Lineage: Eukaryota; Metazoa; Chordata; Actinopteri; Semionotiformes; Lepisosteidae
Source: RefSeq, a predicted model, not a curated record